CGUUCACGUUCUCCCAGGUCCAUCGCAGGCCACACCCAUCAUUCAGUCCCCAAUGGCUCUACGCGAUCUGUCGUUACGGACAGCGUCGCUCUUCGGUCGAAACGCGCGGCCUGCCGUUCAUGCGGUGUGUCCGUCUUUCUGCCGCAAUGCGUCUUUGGAGGCUGUCGAGCUCGAGACCGCAUCCUCUCUGGAAGUUCCUCCACCACCGGUAGAAGCAGCACAGAACUUCGACCCCAUCGCGCGGAGCCGAGCACGGAGAUUGAGAAAGAAACCUCUUCCCCCAAGCAGAUAUCAAUUCCGACCACCCAAGUAUUACCGCGGGCCCCUACAUCCUCAUCAGCCGCCGCCAGUAUCCGACCCAGCAUCUCGUCUAUUCCAACCUGGACCAUUCAGCCUUCCCCGACUCGAGCAGACUUACCAGACCACCAUCGCGCCCGAUCUGCUUACCCUCACCUACCAGCACUAUCCGUACGGCUUCAAACACCCCAAGGUCACUCAGCGGUUACGAGAAUGGACGGGCGAUUCACCUUACUUCAAGGGGCGUCCGUUGCGCGGUCCUCGUGGUAGCAGCUCUCUGCGACUGCUCACCCCGCCUCGGACCUGGCGCAACGUACCCGAGAUCACAAAGGUCGUCGUGCACACAAUGGUGCCCGAGGCGCAGGAGAACAGUGCUCACCUGCACGUCGCAGGCAUGGUCGUCCAAGCCAUGACGAACGUCCGCGCGCAGACACACAAAUCGAGGUCCAACGUCGUCAGCUGGGGUCUGCGGAAGGACAAGUACGUGUCUGUCACUGCCGAUGUUGAAAGGGAGGAUACCUUCCACUUCCUCUCAAAGCUGGUCGAUGUCGUCCUGCCCAAAAUCAAGGAGUGGAAGGGAGUUUCUGGGACUUCCGGUGACGGCAGCGGCAACAUCUCCUUUGGAUUGACGCCGGAUCAGGUUGCCCUGUUCCCCGAGAUUGAGGUCAACUACGAUUCAUACCCCCCUAAAAUGAUCCCCGGUUGCCAUAUCACUGUCCAGACCUCGGCAACCAACGAUAGGGAUGCGCUGCUGUUGCUCCAGUCCAUUGGCAUCCCUUUUUAUGGCAAACUCAAAGACUGAGAUAAAGGCCGCGUUUCUCUGUACACGUUUUGUAUAACAUUGGGCGCUGAUACCAGAUUAGCUGUAUGUAUUAUCCACUAGACACGAGGCUUCGCAUUCGGUGCUCCUAAGCUUAUGAUAAUCCCUUGGCAUGUGACACUUGGAUUGUCACGAUCACCUCCUGCAAACUCAACCGUCUUGCUGUUUCCUGUGGACUUUGCGUCUCAUGCAUGAUCAGUACUAUUUCCACCUGCCUAUC
Westerdykella ornata is the source of this 1337-nucleotide messenger RNA. Its product is annotated as 50S ribosomal protein L5. Lineage: Eukaryota; Fungi; Ascomycota; Dothideomycetes; Pleosporales; Sporormiaceae. The transcript is spliced from 3 exons. Gene Ontology annotation, molecular function: RNA binding; structural constituent of ribosome. The record is from RefSeq and is a predicted model, not a curated record. The coding region runs from base 53 to 1099 and encodes 348 amino acids. Gene Ontology annotation, cellular component: cytosolic large ribosomal subunit; ribosome. Gene Ontology annotation, biological process: translation.